Molecule: messenger RNA, 1467 nt
Organism: Aspergillus terreus NIH2624
Lineage: Eukaryota; Fungi; Ascomycota; Eurotiomycetes; Eurotiales; Aspergillaceae
Product: putative 6-hexanolactone hydrolase
Exons: 5
Coding region: 1-1467 (488 amino acids)
Molecular function (GO): hydrolase activity
Source: RefSeq, a predicted model, not a curated record
AUGGGAGACUUCUACGUCCGUAACCCUCUGGGCGCGCCCGCUGCCUGGAACUUCUAUCACGCUUCCGACGAGGAAAAGGCCUGGUAUUACAGAGCAUGCAACUUUCUGAACAAUCGCAAGAAUUAUGAUGAGGAUCUGGCUGCAGAAACGAGUCCAGGGAAGAUGCACAUGAAGUCAGUGUUUCUGAAGAGUCUUCCCGUCUCUAUCCACCGACGUCCUCUACCCUAUGCCGUAGAUGGGCAAAGCCGAGGUUACGGCGCUAACGACGACGGAAGCACGACGAUCAUGCAAAAUGCGGGGAAGCACUCUGGAUCCCGUCCUAUACCCACACGUCGAGCUCUCUUCUUCAAUUCUACGCCCUUGCACUUAUCAGCAUCUAUCGAUAUUUACACUGCGAUGGCUUCAAACGAACAACCACCGCUCUCCUUCUGGGAGAGAGCCGACCUCUACCCGGGCCAACUGAGCGCCAUGGGCGCGGCCCUCUACAGCGCCUUCACGGGGGUGUUCCGCGGAAGCUCCGGCAGCAGAGAGUACAAGCUGCACGUCGCGAACGCGGCCGUCCGCAAGCUGGUAACGCGGCUGAGCUCGCGACAGCUGCAAGCCCUCUCCCCGUCCACCGAGCAAGCAUACGAGCUCUUCACGAAGAACAAGGGCCUGCACCCGGAGACCGUGACGCUCGCGCACGGCGCAAAGGGGCACUGGAUCGGGAACCCCAACGCCAAAAAGGUCAUCGUAUACUACCACGGCGGCGGCUUCGCCCUCAGCGGCAGCGACGGCCACUUCGACUUCUAUAGCGGGCUGAUCGAGUCGCUGAACGCGAACGGGCACGACGUGGCGCUGUUCUUCCUGUCGUACGCGUUGACGCCGCACGCCGCGUACCCGACGCAGCUGCGGCAAGCCGUCGAGGCGCUGCGGCACAUCCUGACGCAGACGGGGCGCGCGCCGGGCGACGUGAUCGUCGCCGGCGACUCGGCCGGCGGCAACCUGGCGCUGGCGACGCUGCUGCACCUGACGCAUCCGCACCCGGCGAUCGAGCCGCUGGCCGCCGACACGGCGCCGCUGGCUGGCGUGGUGGCGUUCGCGCCGUGGGUGAACUUCGCGACGGACGGGGCGUCCAUGCAGGCGAACCGGUACAAGGAUGUCAUUCCGCCCGAGGUGCUGGUGUACUGGUCGCGCGAGUACCUCGCGGGCGGGACGAGCGAUGCGUGGAGCGAGCCGAAUACGGCGCCGUUGGAGUGGUGGGAGGGCGCGAAGGCGGAGCAUGUGUUGAUUCUUGCGGGCGAAGACGAGAUCUUGUUCUCGGCGAUUGAUGAUUUUGCGAAGAAGUUCCAGACCGUCGUGCCUAACACGACGUAUGUCGUGGGGUAUGGCGAGACCCAUGUGGCGCCUGUGUAUAGUGGUCGCAUCCUGGGCAAGGAGACGCAGCAGGGACGGGAGCUGCAGAGAUGGUUGGGACCGCGGUUGUAG